GCUCUCCCUGCCGCGGCAGCCAUGGCAGGGGGCUCCGAGAAGGUGCCCAUCGCCCGAGCGGGGCCCGACGAUGUGGAGCUGUGCCUGCCCCCCGCGUACGCGCCCCCCGCGCCCGGGCGGCUGCUGAAGGCCGGGGCCGCCGUGCUGAUCGCCGGGGCGCUGCUGCUGCUGGCCGGGGCCAUCGGCGCCUUCUACUUCUGGAAAGCCACGGAGCGGCAGGUGUACAACGUUCACUAUACUAUGAGCAUUAAUGGAAAAGUACAAGAUGGAUCAAUGGAAAUAGAUGCUGGAAACAACUUAGAGACAUUCAAAACAGGAAGUGGGAGUGAAGAGGCUGUUGAAGUCCAUGAUUUUCAGAUCGGCAUAACUGGGAUCCGUUUUGCUGAAGGAGAAAAGUGUUACAUCAAAGCUCAGCCGAAAGCUCACAUCCCUGAAGUUGAUGCUAUGGCUAAAGCAAGCCUCUCAUCUGAGCUGGAAGAUGAAAUCAUGCCUGUGAGAUUUGACAAAAACUCCCUUAUCUGGGUGGCUGCAGAUGAGCCUAUCAAGCAUAACAGCUUCCUAAGCCCCAAAAUUUUAGAGCUUUGCAGGGAUCUUCCAAUUUUCUGGCUGCGACCAACAUAUCCCAAAGAUAACCAGUGGAGAGAGAUGAAGAGAAACAAGCGCCAAUCAGGAUCAAACUUUGAUGAGGAAGACUUGGAAGCUGCUUCUGAAGAAGUAAACCCCAGGUCACACAAUGUGCAGCUGACUCAAGAGUUUGGCCACCAGGCUAAUGAAACCAGGCCAAUGGGACAAGAAACUGAUCAAGCAUUUAAUCCAGACAACCCAUACAAUCAGCUGGAAGGUGAAGGGAUGGCUUUUGACCCCAUGCUGGAUCACCUGGGCGUGUGCUGCAUCGAGUGCCGGCGAAGUUACACGCAGUGCCAGCGGAUCUGCGAGCCCCUCAUGGGCUACCAGCCCUGGCCGUACAACUACCAGGGCUGCCGCACCGCCUGCCGCAUCAUCAUGCCCUGCAGCUGGUGGGUUGCUCGGAUCAUGGGCGUUGUGUGACAAAACCCCUUGACAAAAAAAAAAAAACCAACAAAAAAACAAAAAAACCCCCAAAACUGGAGCCUUGACAAAAUAAGCAGGAAUACAAUGAACUGGUAAAAGACUACAAC
Messenger RNA from Ficedula albicollis (Collared flycatcher), 1157 nucleotides. RefSeq names its product leukocyte cell derived chemotaxin 1 (gene CNMD). The transcript is spliced from 8 exons. NCBI's taxonomy places the organism in Eukaryota, Metazoa, Chordata, Aves, Passeriformes, Muscicapidae. The coding region runs from base 22 to 1047 and encodes 341 amino acids. Gene Ontology annotation, biological process: negative regulation of angiogenesis; negative regulation of endothelial cell proliferation. The record is from RefSeq and is a predicted model, not a curated record.